Molecule: messenger RNA, 5560 nt
Organism: Centropristis striata (black sea bass)
Lineage: Eukaryota; Metazoa; Chordata; Actinopteri; Perciformes; Serranidae
Gene: calcr
Product: calcitonin receptor
Exons: 20
Coding region: 768-3209 (813 amino acids)
Biological process (GO): positive regulation of cytosolic calcium ion concentration; adenylate cyclase-activating G protein-coupled receptor signaling pathway; cell surface receptor signaling pathway
Cellular component (GO): plasma membrane; axon
Molecular function (GO): amylin receptor activity; calcitonin receptor activity
Source: RefSeq, a predicted model, not a curated record
GCUGCUAAACUGCUACAUGGGACAUCGGCAUCCUCACAAAAGUAGUUUUUUUCUGUAUAUUUUUUGCCUUUUACAAGCUCUUACCGGACAGGUAAGAAUGGUCUAAUGAGAACUCCUUUCGCCUCCUCAAUGAAACAGAGGUAGGAGGUUUGCAUCUCAACUGUGAUAGGACAUGUGGAGACAAUCUCCCAGGCAAAGUAUUAAAAUUCAUUAAAUAAUUCAGAAAAUGCAAGUGCAUGAGCCCGGCACUCUGAGGGGCUUAAUUUUCAGCCCCAAAAAUGUGCGAGAUAAGUCACAGCAAAAUGGGCUCUUUAUCCUUCAGUGAGCAGCAUUAUCAAAAUCAGCAUUUCACACUUCUUCACAGAUUCUUCAUUUUUAAUGCUACCUCCAAAUACAAACAAUGGAGCGUAGAUAAGAUUCAUUUGGAGAAAAAUCAGCUGCUUAACUUUUUUUUCUCUCCCUUUAAUGAGUUACAUGAAUAGCGAGUGAGUAGAAUUUCAAAGCAGAGUAAAAUCCUCAUCAGAUCGGCUUUGAAGAAGCCCCAAAAACUUUGCAUGCUUGUUUUUCCCUUUUAUUUCUUAUCAAAUAUAAGGGUGUGUGUCUUUAUCUAAGCAUGAUAAAGCUGUGAAGUAUUACAAAUUUAGCCAACCUUGUCUUCAAAGAUGAUAUUUAUGCUUUAUCUAUGACAGUCAAAGAAAUGUAGAUCAGAGCACAAAACACACAGGAACAUCUUCCUGUCUGCACUUCAUACUGUGUUCCAAGUCAGUAUGAGACAUGUUUUCUUUCCCCUUCCUCUCACCUCUUAUGUCGUGUUGUCUCCACAGCGCAGUGUGGCAGGAGGCGCUGAGUCAAUCUCAGAUCCAUCACUCAGGCCUGGACAUAGCAUGACAGACGGACAGGGCCAGGCGAUGAGUCUGGGUCAAUAUAAAUGUCUUGAGCUGUCCAACAAAGACCACCAAGAAAACAGAACUGGUACGUUCUGUGGGCGUAUGUGGGAUGGCUUUUUGUGCUGGGAUGAGACACCAGCUGGGAUGUCUGUAACACUAAACUGUCCAGAUCAUCCUGACCUGGACCCAACUGAAAAAGUGACCAAAUAUUGUGCGGAAUUGGGUAACUGGAUCGAGACUGGGUCCACUUGUCAGCACAAAUUAGAGAGGGAAGUCCCCCCUUUUUUAGGGGAUGCUGCUGGAGAGCCGACCACAGAGGCCACAGGGGAUAUUGAAGAAAAAGGUGAAGUUGUGGAAAAAAUGAUCCUUGAGAACGAAAAGAAAUGCUCAGAGAAAAUGAAGCAGGAUCCACCUUAUAACAAAUCAGGGCUGCACUGCAGUCGUGACUGGGAUGGCUGGCUGUGCUGGGACGACACUCCAGCAGGAACCUUCGCCUCCCAAAACUGCCCCAAUUAUUUUCAAGACUUUGACUCAGCAGAAAAGGUAACCAAGUACUGUGGAGAUGAUGGUCAGUGGUUUCACCAUCCAGAGUCCAAAAGGAUUUGGACCAACUAUACACUCUGUUCAACCAACCAUGAGAGGAGACUGAGGAAACUGAAAAUGAUUGAGAAUGAACACAAAUGCCUCCUGAAAAGAAAUCAAGACCCACCUUUUAACAAAUCAGGGCUGCACUGCAGUCGUAACUGGGACGGCUGGCUGUGUUGGGACGACACUCCAGCAGGAACCUUCGCCUCCCAAAACUGUCCAGAUUAUAUUUUUGACUUUGACUCCACAGAAAAGGCAACUAAGUACUGUGGAGAAGACGGCCAGUGGUUUCAGCAUCCAAAGAGCAACAAGACUGGGACCAAUUAUACCCUCUGUGCUGUCAACACUAAGGAGAGGUUAAAGGCAGCCGCGCAGUUCUUGGGGGACACUGAGGCAGAGUCUACUGACGAGGCGACAGUCAGCCCCAUGGUGAACCCAGAAGAACAGGAAAUUGUGAGAAAGAAAAUCCUUGACAGCCAGUAUAAAUGCUUCGAGAAAAUGAAUCGAGAUGCACCUUACAACAAAUCAGGGCUGCACUGCAGUCGGAACUGGGAUGGCUGGCUGUGCUGGGACGACACUCCGGUGGGAACGUACACGUCUCAAAACUGUCCCAAUUAUUUUGUCGACUUUGACCCAACAGAAAAGGCCACAAAGUACUGUGGAGAGAACGGGCAGUGGUUCCGCCACCCUGAUACCAACAGGACUUGGUCCAACUACACACUUUGCAACGAAAACACAAAAUCAAAGCUGAAGUCAGCGUACAUCCUGUUUUACAUGGCAAUUGUGGGUCACGCUUUAUCCAUUGCCUCCCUGCUCAUCUCUCUGGCCAUCUUCUUCUACUUCAGGAGUCUGAGCUGCCAAAGGAUCACUUUGCACAAGAACCUCUUCUGCUCCUAUGUGCUCAAUUCAGCCCUCACCAUCAUCUACCUCAUAGGAGUGGUUAAUAAUCCUGAAGUGGUGGCCAGAAACCCGGUUGGCUGUAAAGUGCUACACUUCUUCCACAUGUACAUGCUGGGCUGCAAUUAUUUCUGGAUGCUGUGUGAAGGCAUCUACCUGCACACGCUCAUCGUGGUGGCUGUGUUUGCAGAGGAGCAGCAUCUGCACUGGUACUACCUCCUGGGCUGGGGCUUUCCUCUAGUGCCUGCAUCCAUCCACGCCGUGGCAAGGAAAAAGUAUUUUGACGACAACUGUUGGAUGAGUGUAGAAACCCAUCUGCUCUACGCGGUCCACGGUCCUAUAGUGGCAGCGCUGCUUGUGAACCUCUUUUUCCUACUAAAUAUUAUAAGAGUGUUGGUGACCAAGUUGAGAGACACACACCGGGCAGAGUCCAACAUGUACAUGAAGGCAGUAAGAGCCACCCUCAUCCUGGUGCCUCUGCUGGGAAUACAGUUUGUCAUUUUCCCCUGGAGGCCAGAGAACCGCCUCGCUGGGGAGGUCUACGAGUACAUCAUGCACAUACUCAUGCAUUACCAGGGACUGCUGGUGGCAACAAUAUUCUGCUUCUUCAACGGAGAGGUGCAGUCAGCUCUAAAGAGACAGUGGAUGCAGUAUAAAACCCAGUGGGGUCAGAGACGAAAGGACCACUGCUCGAUGCGCUCCACGUCCUACACAGCCACCUCCAUCACCGAGGUACCCGCCUUCAUGUAUCACCAUGACUGUAACAGCGAACACUUAAACGGGCGCCACGCUGAGGACUCCGAACUGGUGGCGCUAAAAUCAGGAGAGACGUUUGCUUGAGCCACCGAGCCGCACGGAGGAUAACGAGAGUAGUCGUGGGAAUAGCAGAAGAAGAUCCUUUGAGAUGUACAGUAAGAAAUGCCAGCCAGAUCUCAGUGAUUCAAUCUCAGAGGCUGAUGCUGGUUUGUUCAGCCGGACAAUGAUACGGGUCCACAAAUAAAGAGCUCAUCAAGACGGAGAUGGAUUAGCUACAAGGCUGACACUUCAUUUUACUUUACAUUGCUGUUGCGGCUGCUUUCUGAAAACUUUGAUGUCAAGAACUUGUGGCAUGAAACAAGAGCUGCUUUUGACGUGUGUCACUUCCUAAAGCUGCUAAAACUGUGUGAGCGCGCUCACCGUGACGGUGGUGUGGAGAGGGAAGCAACUGUGAUGAAGGUGGUGGCGUUUCGAUGGCACUGAAUGUAUCAGUGAUGAUGAUGUUAGUUGUGACGGACUUGAGGUAGAGGUGGAUGAUGUUUUUGAUGGAGUUAUGAUGAUGAUUCUUAAGGUGAAGUAGAAGAACCAAUCCUUCCUAACGUCACCUAUACCAAAGGGUACUGUAUGUUGGUCACAGCUAUGAAGGGGUGUACCAUGUCCAGCUGAGCACAGAUGUGGUAUCCUGAAGCUAAAGACACACACACACACACACACACACACACACACACACACACACACGCAACAAACUUCACAAACCUGAUCGUAUGUGCCAUGAUAGAGGUCAGAUUUAAAAACGCCCUCUGUGCUUGAAGCUCUGGAAUUGUGUACAUAAUGUAUGUUCACCACGUUUCAUUUGAAAAAAAAAUUGUUCAAAUAUUUUAAAAGGAUUUUAUUUUUGUUUUCUAUUGAUAUUUUAUUCUUGCCAAUUCCUAAGUACGUGCUAAGUGUGUGUCCUGUGAUGCUGCACUCCCAACUGCUUUGUUGUUUUUUGCAGUUGCUGUAUUUGUGCCGAUGCCGAACAUCACAGGGCUAAAAAGCAAAAACAAGCUAAGUGCACAGAAAUAUAUAUAAAUAAAAACUUUAUUUUGAGGUUGAACAGCCACAAGAGUUGUUUCACUGAGUACGAGUCGAGUUUGCCAUCAGUUGUGCCAAUGAGUCUGCCAAACAAACUCUGCAGCGUGGAAGCUGCACUCUACGAUUUUACUCACAAUCAUCCUUUGUCACGCUCACGAUGCCUUUAAUCUAUUUUGUUUUUCUUGAAUAAGUGACAUUCAGUCCUCUGUGCAUAUUUAUUCAUGAAUUUUGUAGCAUUUGGUAUGAAUGAGAAUCCAGGGCAAAGGAAAGAGUCGACAAAUGUAUCUUUUAAAGGCAUGUUCACAUCCUGCUCACCAUCUUGAUCAGACACCAAACAUAAAUAAUGUACUUUUUGUCCUCAAUACACUCAUAUUACUCGAUUGUCAUUUUGUUGUUGCUUCGUCAUAGCUGUCUAGUAGGAUGUUAGAGGUUUAGAGUGAAGAGUCUUAAUGGUCAUUGUCAAACAAAAGACCACUUUGAAUUUGCUUCAGUCAUCACCAUUUUAAUAAUCAAAACUUGGAAUUCAGUGUCUUGAAAUGUAUCAAUAAAAGUUACUUAGAAGCCCAAUGAGCUUCUAAACUGCUUAUCUAUCAGCAGACAUUUAAAUUCAGCUGGGAAAAAAACAUUAAUCAUCCUAAAGCGUAUAGCCAAUAAAGCCCCUAGCUGGCUCAGACUGCUGUGAUUAGUUUGGUGCCUCUCAUUGUUUAUGUGCAAAAAGGUUGAAAAACUAAAUUCUUUGUAAAAGACAUGAAGAAGGAGCAUCUUUGAGUAUAAGGCUGGGGAAUUUCUAUAUUUAUUAUGUUAUUAAACCCCAUUAAAAGACAAAACCAACAAUGCAUUAGUGCGUCUCUCAGAACUUUCCAACCUCACAAUCCCGACUGUGGCUCUCACAGUCAAGCCCAUUAAUACCUAAAACGAUACCUAAAAUCUUUAAAAACAUUUUAAAACCCAAGUAGUUUUCUGAAACACUUGGGCACUGUAGUUCCUAGCCAACAUUACUAAAAUGGGGGGUAAAUAGUUCAUUUGUUGGGCACUAUUUUUAGCUGCGGAUUAAUGAGCAAACAGUCGCCUCUGUGUGUGGCUGCCAGUCGCUCCUCACAGGACACUGAUUGGUUUUUCCCAAUUAUGUGUUAUUGAUUGUUAUGGUACAACAAUGGAAGAUGAAGCUAUACCCAGAUACACAGACAAAACGUAAUUGUUGGUCUUUACCUUUUUAUAGGAUUUGCUCACAACAGAAUUUGAACAAAAAUAACUUUAGCCUUAUUUGGCUGAGAUGACAGCUUUAGUCCUAUACUCACAGACUCACUACAUUUUAUGGGUGCUACUUUGUUAUUAUCCGUUUCAUGUCUGGUCGUUAUAUA